CUAAUCAGCUGGAGCGCACGGUGUUUAUAUCAGCAAGACACAGAUUCAUAUAGCUGGAAAUUGGAUGCUGGCCUCGUUUUAUUUUUAUUUUAUCUUAUUUGUUUUAAGUAUUGUGUUAUCUGGCUAUUUUUUGUUAAGCCAACUUUGUCUUGCAUUUCCCUGAGCAGCGGGGGUAUUGCAAAUAAAAACUUUUUAUUUUUUACUACACCAAGAAAGCCUGUCUCUUUUUGUCUGAACUGAGUAGUGCGGAUUACUGGCAGCUGUGGAUAACCUGACCUGAACAGCACAUCUCAGGAGAUUGGAAGGAGAGAUAAAGGACACCCAGACUCAGAGUAAUAAAUAUACUACGCCUGCAGGGGUUGUGAUAUCUGAUCUUAAUCAGCACAAUAUGACCCAUGAGAAAUCCUUCAGCAAAGCUCAGUAAUCAUCAGAGAAAUAACACAGGAGAGAAGACUUUUUUAAUACUCGGAAUUUAACAAGUGCUUUUCAGAGAAGACAUUUAUUUGCCACAAGAAGAUCCAGAAAGGGAAAACAUGUUUAAUUGUUUGGAAUGUGAUAAGAAUUUCUCAAAAAAGGCAAAAUGUAUUAUACACAUGAGGAGUCACACCGGAGAGAAGCCAUUUGGAUGCUCAGAAUGUGAUAAGUGUUUUUCAUCAAAGGGAGGUCUUACUAAACACCAGAGAAUUCACACAGGAGAGAAACCUUACAGAUGUUCAGAAUGUACUGAGAGCUUCUCACAACCGGGAUCUCUUUCUUACCACCGGAAGAAGAUUCACCAAGGAGAAAAUACAUUUAAGUGCACAGAAUGUGACAAGUGUUUCUAUAGGAAGUUAAGUCUUAUUACUCAUCAAAGGAUUCACACAGGGGAGAAGCCAUUCAGAUGUUCAGAAUGUGACAAAUGUUUCUCUGAAAAAUCUAAACUUAAGCAACACCAAAGGAUUCACACUGGAGAAAAGCCAUUUAUGUGUUCAGAAUGUGACCAAUGCUUUAAACAAAGUACUCAUCUUGUGCAUCACAAGAGGAUUCACACUGGAGAGAAGCCAUAUAGAUGUUCAGAAUGUGACAAAUGCUUUGUGCAAAAAAAUUGUCUUACUCUACACCAAUGGAUUCACACAGGAGAGAAGCCAUAUAGAUGUUCAGAAUGUGACAAAUGCUUUGUGAAAAAAUGUCAUUUAAUGCAACACCAAAAAGUUCACACUGGAGAGAAGUCAUUUAGAUGUCCAGAAUGUGACAAAUGCUUUGUGAAAAAAUGGCAUUUAACGCGACACCAAAAAGAUCACACAGGAGAAAUAACAUUUAAAUGUUUGGAGUGUGACAAGUGUUUUAAUAAAAAGUCACGUCUUACUCGACACCAGAGGAUUCACAAAGGAAAAGAAGCCAAUUCAAUUAGUUAAAUAUGACUGUUAUAAAUAUUUCAUAUGUUGUAUAUAUCUGUUUAAAGCUGAUCUCCAGCUUUUAUUGAAUUACAAUAUUUAAUUUGGAGCCAGCUGGGCCAAACAAACUAUUCAUUUUUCUAAGAUGUGCAUUUGCACUUCUUAACCACUCACAGACAGCUUUGUAUUUUCUGAAUAAAUGCAAAGCUUCCUCUGACUGGC
Messenger RNA from Rana temporaria (common frog), 1595 nucleotides. Its product is annotated as gastrula zinc finger protein XlCGF17.1-like. Gene Ontology annotation, molecular function: DNA-binding transcription repressor activity, RNA polymerase II-specific. The coding region runs from base 534 to 1394 and encodes 286 amino acids. NCBI's taxonomy places the organism in Eukaryota, Metazoa, Chordata, Amphibia, Anura, Ranidae. The transcript is spliced from 2 exons. Gene Ontology annotation, biological process: negative regulation of transcription by RNA polymerase II. The record is from RefSeq and is a predicted model, not a curated record.